Molecule: messenger RNA, 1983 nt
Organism: Magnolia sinica
Lineage: Eukaryota; Viridiplantae; Streptophyta; Magnoliopsida; Magnoliales; Magnoliaceae
Product: UDP-glucose 6-dehydrogenase 3
Exons: 2
Coding region: 202-1644 (480 amino acids)
Biological process (GO): glycosaminoglycan biosynthetic process
Cellular component (GO): cytosol; nucleus
Molecular function (GO): UDP-glucose 6-dehydrogenase activity; NAD binding
Source: RefSeq, a predicted model, not a curated record
UUUUGUUAAAACUGAAGAAGGCUUAGAUCUCAAAUGGACCUUCUUCUCUUUGCUUUUGUGGGUAUUUAAAGAGAGUCAGGUCCUCUUCAUUUCCUUGCACAAGAAAGAGAGAUUGUGAGAUCUACUGCUACUUUUUCCUUCCACAUCUCAUUCACUUGUUAGAGGGAGGGAGAAAAUUCAUAUAAGGUAAAAGAAGAAAAGAUGGUGAAGAUCUGCUGUAUCGGAGCUGGAUAUGUCGGAGGCCCAACCAUGGCUGUGAUUGCGCUCAAAUGCCCAUCAAUUGAAGUGGUUGUUGUCGACAUAUCAGUCGCUCGGAUCACAGCCUGGAACAGUGAGCAGCUCCCAAUCUAUGAGCCGGGCCUUGACGAUGUGGUCAAGGAGUGCAGAGGGAGGAAUCUCUUCUUCAGUACUGACGUCGAAAAACAUGUCAGUGAAGCAGACAUAAUCUUUGUCUCUGUCAACACCCCAACCAAAACCCGUGGCCUGGGUGCAGGUAAGGCCGCUGAUCUGACUUACUGGGAGAGUGCUGCUCGGAUGAUCGCUGAUGUGUCUAAAUCCGAUAAGAUCGUCGUUGAGAAAUCAACUGUUCCAGUGAAAACAGCCGAGGCGAUUGAAAAGAUACUCACACACAAUAGCAAGGGCAUCAACUUCCAAAUUCUCUCCAACCCAGAAUUCCUUGCAGAAGGAACUGCAAUCCAGGAUCUUUUCCACCCUGAUCGGGUGCUCAUUGGAGGGAGGGAGACCUCAGAAGGCCAGAAAGCCAUCCAGGCCUUGAAAAAUGUCUAUGCUCAUUGGGUGCCCGAGGAUCGGAUCCUAUCCACCAACCUUUGGUCCGCAGAACUCUCGAAGCUUGCAGCCAAUGCGAUCUUAGCUCAGAGGAUCUCAUCCGUCAAUGCAAUGUCAGCCCUCUGCGAAGCGACUGGGGCUGACGUUACAGAGGUGGCCUAUGCCGUCGGGAAGGACUCAAGGAUCGGGCCCAAGUUCCUAAAUGCCAGCGUGGGCUUUGGGGGUUCAUGCUUCCAAAAGGACAUCCUCAACCUGGUAUACAUCUGCGAGUGCAAUGGUCUCCCAGAGGUCGCACACUACUGGAAGCAGGUGAUCAAGAUCAAUGACUACCAGAAGAACCGAUUCGUGAACCGGGUGGUGUCGUCCAUGUUCAACACUGUCUCGGGCAAAAAGAUUGCAGUCCUGGGAUUCGCGUUCAAGAAGGACACUGGGGACACAAGGGAGACGCCUGCGAUCGAUGUUUGCAAGGGGCUGUUGGGUGACAAGGCCUCGAUUAGUAUCUAUGAUCCACAAGUAACUGAGGAUCAGAUCCAGAGGGACCUGUCGAUGAACAAGUUCGACUGGGACCACCCAAUCCACCUGCAGCCAAUGAGCCCCACUGCAGUGAAGCAAGUGAGCGUGGCGUGGGAUGCAUAUGAAGCAACAAAGGGUGCGCAUGGGAUCUGCAUUUUGACAGAGUGGGACGAGUUCAAGGCCCUCGACUAUAAGAAAAUCUACGAAAACAUGCAGAAGCCUGCAUUUGUGUUUGACGGGCGGAACAUCGUCAACGUGGAGAAGCUGAGGGAGAUUGGAUUUAUCGUGUACUCUAUAGGGAAGCCACUGGAUCCAUGGGUCAAGGACUUGCCUGCUGUGGCAUAGACAGUAAAAGAGAGGAGAAGAAAUCAGUAAUUGGUUCAGCAGUACCCAUACUAGAUUGAGAGCAUAAGAUAGACGCAUUUGAUUAUUUUUUUCAACCUCUCCUUUCUUUCUUUUGUUGAAACAUUGCUCUAUUCUGUCAUGUGUUGUUCUUUCUGGCUAAUAGUCUUAGGGUAGGAUCAGCAUUUUGUCUUUGAUAAAAAGAUUGUGGGAUACCUUGUUUUUGCUUUUUAUUAUUGCUUUGUAGUUAAUCAUACUGUAUUAAUAAUUGCGGUGUUUGUUUAUUUUGCUUCAUUGGAAGUUUUUAUAUACACACACCCAUACGAGGUUUGGGUAUGUCAA